Messenger RNA from Capsella rubella, 1388 nucleotides. Its product is annotated as DNA damage-repair/toleration protein DRT100. Gene Ontology annotation, molecular function: protein binding. Gene Ontology annotation, cellular component: plasma membrane. The coding region runs from base 28 to 1224 and encodes 398 amino acids. The transcript has a single exon. The record is from RefSeq and is a predicted model, not a curated record. NCBI's taxonomy places the organism in Eukaryota, Viridiplantae, Streptophyta, Magnoliopsida, Brassicales, Brassicaceae.
UUUUAUUUAUUGAUAUCCGCUAUUUAUAUGCCAUUAACGUUUAUCUUCUUCCCUCACCCAUCAAGUCGCAAUUCCCAACACUGUCAUAAACAGAAAAAAAAGGAAUCUUCAAGAAAAAAAAAAAAAAUGAAACUGAACGUUGUCGUUUCACUACUUCUCCUUCUAAUCUCAUCCGCCACAUGUUGUCCGCCGUCGGACCGCCGUGCACUCUUAGCUUUCCGGGCAGCUCUCCACGAGCCAUACCUCGGCAUUUUCAACUCAUGGACCGGCCAAGACUGUUGCCACAACUGGUACGGUGUAAGCUGCGACUCGCUGACUCACCGAGUCGCCGACAUAAACCUCCGCGGCGAGUCGGAAGAUCCGAUCUUCGAAAGAGCUCACCGGACCGGUUACAUGACCGGACAUAUCUCCGCCUCUAUAUGUGAACUGACCCGUCUCUCCGCCAUUACAAUCGCCGAUUGGAAAGGUAUCUCCGGCGAAAUCCCUAAAUGCAUCACUCGUCUUCCUUUUCUCCGUACACUCGACUUGAUCGGAAACCAAAUCUCCGGUGGGAUACCAUACGACAUCGGUAGAUUAAACCGGUUGGCUGUUUUAAACGUAGCCGAUAACCGAAUCUCCGGUCCGAUUCCGAGAUCGUUAACCAAUCUCUCCAGCUUAAUGCAUUUAGAUCUCCGUAACAACUUAAUCUCCGGCGUAAUCCCGUCGGACAUCGGGAGAAUGAAAAUGCUCAGCCGUGCUCUGUUAUCCGGAAACCGAAUAACCGGUCGGAUCCCAGAAUCCUUAACCAACAUCUACCGGUUAGCUGACGUGGAUCUCUCCGGAAACCAACUCUACGGCACAAUCCCGCCGUCUCUGGGACGCAUGUCGGUUUUAGCAACGCUAAACCUCGACGGGAACAAAAUCUCCGGAGAGAUACCUCAGACGCUGAUGACGUCGUCGGUGAUGAACCUGAACUUAAGCAAGAACAUGCUACAAGGGAAGAUACCAGAAGGAUUCGGACCAAGGUCGUACUUCACAGUUCUUGAUUUGUCGUAUAACAAUCUCAAAGGAGCAAUACCGAGAUCGAUCUCAGGUGCGUCGUUCAUCGGUCAUUUGGAUCUUAGCCAUAACCAUCUCUGUGGGAGGAUCCCGGUGGGUUCGCCGUUCGAUCACCUUGAAGCGGCGUCGUUUAUGUUUAACGACUGUCUUUGUGGUAAACCCUUGAGGGCUUGUUUGAAAAAAUGAAUGUAAUUUGAGGUUUUUCAUUAUUAUUAUUAGAGAUCAUUAUUACUUAUAUUUAUGAUUAUGCAUUUCAGAAACACAAAAAACAAAAGAAGGAGUUGAUAUAAAAUAUAAUUGUAUGAUUGUGGGAUGGACCAAACAUUAUAUGUAAACUCCAGUUUCAUUCA